Molecule: messenger RNA, 544 nt
Organism: Arachis ipaensis
Lineage: Eukaryota; Viridiplantae; Streptophyta; Magnoliopsida; Fabales; Fabaceae
Gene: MIF2
Product: mini zinc finger 2
Biological process (GO): regulation of DNA-templated transcription; regulation of developmental process
Cellular component (GO): nucleus
Molecular function (GO): DNA-binding transcription factor activity; transcription cis-regulatory region binding
Source: RefSeq, a predicted model, not a curated record
AAUACACAUUCUAGGGUUAGGGCUCUCUCUCACUUUUUCUUUCUCUCUCUUUACCAGAUUUCUUUCUAUAUAUGCCUCUACUUGAUUUUCAAUUCACCAAACUCACACAAACACUAACAAAUUAAAAUUCUCAACAUUUUUCUCCUCCUUCUUUUUCCUUCUUCUUCGUCUCGGAAUAGUUCUAUAGAAUGAGGAAGCGCCAAGUAGUUUUGAGAAGAGAGGAGCCAACAAGGAGUGUUAGGACGGUGAAAUAUGGUGAGUGCCAGAAGAACCACGCCGCGAGCGUAGGCGGCUACGCGGUCGAUGGCUGCAGGGAGUUCAUGGCAAGCGGCGAGGAGGGGACAGGGGCUGCCCUCGCCUGCGCCGCUUGCGGCUGCCAUAGAAGCUUCCACAAGAGAGAGGUUGAGACUGAAGUAGUGUGUGAGUGUUCUUCACCACCACCCUCUAAUAAUGGAACUUCUUAGAAAGAGACCACUUUUAAAAAAUUGUAAUGCCUCUUUUUUUUUUUAUAAACAAAAAAAAAAAAAGAAAUGGUUGUAAAAUA